AUGAACUCGAUCGACCCGGGCUCGGUCCCGCCACUGAACUCUGUACUGCAGCAGCGAGCUGGCAGCAGCAGCAGCAUCACCACCGCUCGAAACUCUCACGACGCGGGUACCUCGGUCACCGUCCGCUCUUCGUCACAAAACCCAUCCAACCAUGCACUCACAAAUAGAAAAUCAAAGAGCACCGAAAAGGAGAACGAUGCCGUCAAAAACGCACCAUCCGCCAACGCAGCCAACGCAAACACCACCGGCAGGCGCAAGAAGAGCCGAGCUCCGGACACAUACCCGCUCUUCGACGGCGACAAACCAUGGUCGCAGCGAUCCUGGGCGUACGAGCUGAUGCCCUUCCGCGGCAUGUGGUACGACCUUCGACGACGCAAAUCGUACCUCGCGAGCGACUGGAUCGAGGGUUUCGAACCAAAGAACUGGUGGACCGUGGCAAACAGCGUCAUCCGCAUGUACUUUAUCAACCUCAUGCCCGCCAUCGCAUACAUCCUCGAUAUGAAUUACCGUACCGGCGGGUCGUACGGCGUGAACGAGGUCAUCUUGGCUUCGGCGCUCGCCGCGAUCGUCUUCGCAGUCUUCUCCGUCCAGCCAUUGACCUUUGUCGGCGUCACAGGUCUGAUCAACCUGGUCAACUACACGCAGUACGACAUCUUUGUCGGCUACUACGGGUUCGAUCGAAUCAACUACCUCAGAAUCCAGGCUUGGUCGUUGAUCUGGGCCGCGGCGUUCCACUUCGUCGUCGCCAUCUUCAAUGUGUGCGACUUUACACGCUUCAUCACGGACAUGACUUCGGAGACGUUCGGAUUCUACGUGGGCGUCAUUUACAUUCAGAAGGGAAUCGAGCUGCUCAUUGAAGAGUUCGAACCGCUGCCUCUCGACAACGCUACCGGAUGGCUCUCGGUGACGAUCGCUAUCAUGUUCACCGUGUCGGUGUAUCUCGUUGCCAAAGUGGGCAAUACGACCUACCUGCCGUUCAAGAUUCGGAACUUUGUUGCAGGGUACGCCUUUGCUGCGGGGUGCAUCUUUUGGACGGGGUUCAGUCACUUUCCCAAAAACUCGCUGCAACGGGUUCCUGUGGAAAGGGUCCCGAUCACCAGAGCCUUCUUCCCGACACUGGAUAGGCCGUGGUUCAUCGACUUUUGGAACAUCGAGCUCAAGUACGUCUUCGUUGGUGCCCCACUCGGGUUCUUGAUCAUGCUGCUGUUCUACUUUGACCACAACGUUAGCAGCGUCAUGGCCCAAGCUCGAAACUAUCCCGUCCGCAAGCCAGCUGGAUUCCACUGGGACUUUUUCCUGCUCGGCAUCACCACCCUCGUAUCUGGAUUCCUCGGUCUUCCCGCUCCCAACGGGCUCGUUCCUCAAGCACCGGUGCAUACCGAAACGCUCUCCGUGUACAAGCAGGUCGAAAAGGACGUCGACAAACGCAUCGCACGAGAAACGCUCUCUCGUCGCAAGAGCAAGAUGCAAACCGUCAAGCAGCAACACGUCGUCAACGUGCGAGUGGUCGAGAAUCGUCUCUCGCAUCUCAUCAUCGGACUUCUCACCCUGGGUACGAUGACAAGACCCUUGCUCGUGGUCCUCGGCACGAUGCCGCGUGCGGUGUUUGCAGGGAUCUUCAUCCUCGUAGGUUGGGCAUCCAUCGAGCGCAACAGCAUCACCCUUCGCACACUAGCCAUCUUCCGAGAUCGUCGACUGGCACCACCGGACGAACCGUUGAACACGAUACGUCGGAGCAAGAUCGCCCUAUUCGUCGGCAUUCAGUGGCUGUUCGCUGCGAUGACCAUCGCCAUCUCUGCGACGAUCGCGGGUAUCGGCUUCCCGGUGAUCAUCACGUUGCUGAUACCUGUGAGGUACUUUUUGGUGCCGAGAUGGUUCAGCCCGUUGGAGCUGAAGAUCCUAGAUGCUCCGACGGCGGAUGCGGAUGGUGUGCUGGCUUCGUUGGGCCACGAACCGGAGAGGGUUACGGGGAGAGGGGUGGCGGUUGCCCUGGAUACGAAGAUCGCGGGUACGUUGUAUCACAAAAAGUCGUUGGACGAUGAUACGGAGGAUGAAGAUGAGACGAGUGGAGGUGGGGAGAAGUCAGCGGCGGAAUUGAGGGACGAGUAUGCAAAGCACGAGCGUUCGAACGAUGAGGAGGCGAGGCUCAGCAGUAAUGGUGAGGGCGGAACGAGGCAGACAAGUUCGCGCUCGCUUGAGGAUGACGGCGUGGCUUCAAGGGAGGCAGUGAGGACGGUGGCUGGUGCAGGAGGGCACGAGAGCGCGGAUCCGGCGAAGGAAGUGCAGCCGGCUGCCGGUGCUGGGAUAAUUGCUUCCGGUCUCGGAUCAGGGGCGGAAGCGGCGGUGGAGGACGAGCGUCUAGCAGACUCCGAGCAGAAGGCUGAGGACGAAGAUGCACGAGAAGCUGGACAGACGGAGGCCAAGUCGACAGCCCCUGCGACCGAGCAGGCUAUAGUUGCGGCGCCGCAGGAAUCUGCCACCACCGCGCAAGAGUCUGUAGAGGCGCCAGCUGAGCACGUCGACUUAGCACCAGCUCCUCCAACACGCGCACCGACAGCUGUCGGCUCCAGCUUUGUCGAGCAAGUCUUUCAGACCACACCUUCGAGCGCAGCAAAAAAUCCAAAGUCGCCAAAGAAAAAGCGCUACGUCUCGGUAGAGAAUCCAGCACGAGGAGCUGGUGUGCCACCUCCGCCAGUACAAUGGCGACAGGGUGAUGAAAAUCAGCAGUAG
Messenger RNA from Pseudozyma hubeiensis SY62, 2730 nucleotides. Its product is annotated as anion exchange. The record is from RefSeq and is a predicted model, not a curated record. The coding region runs from base 1 to 2730 and encodes 909 amino acids. NCBI's taxonomy places the organism in Eukaryota, Fungi, Basidiomycota, Ustilaginomycetes, Ustilaginales, Ustilaginaceae. The transcript has a single exon. Gene Ontology annotation, biological process: transmembrane transport; monoatomic ion homeostasis; borate transport. Gene Ontology annotation, cellular component: plasma membrane. Gene Ontology annotation, molecular function: solute:inorganic anion antiporter activity.